Xenopus tropicalis (tropical clawed frog) is the source of this 3210-nucleotide messenger RNA. RefSeq lists its product as uncharacterized. The coding region runs from base 404 to 1189 and encodes 261 amino acids. The transcript is spliced from 3 exons. The record is from RefSeq and is a predicted model, not a curated record. Lineage: Eukaryota; Metazoa; Chordata; Amphibia; Anura; Pipidae.
AACACCACAAAUAAUAAAAAAUGAAAACCAAAUGUUUCAGGAUAUCACUCUAUAUCACACAAAGGUAAUUUAAAGAUGCUGCUAUUCUUACCCGGAUUUAUACGUUUUCUCAGAAUCGUCUGUACCACCAUACUGUUACUGUCAAUCUGGCACAAGCACAGACUGCACGAUCCAUAUAGGAAACCUCUAGCCUGAAUGAUUCUUUGCAAGAAUUACUCAGUGUGUCUUCAAAAUCUACUCAAAGUCAGAUUUAUAUGCUUUCUCAGAAUCGUCUGUACCAUACUGUUACUGUCAAUCUGGCACAAGCACAGACUGCACGAUCCAUAUAGGAAACCUCUAGCCUGAAUGAUUCUAUGCAAGAAUUACGCAGUGUGUCUUCAAAAUCUACUCAAAGGGUCCAAUAAUGGCACCACCUUCAAAUUCUAAAAAACACAAGUCAGGAGCAUUUAAAAGAAAAGAAUGUUUUAAAAAGAAGAAGGAGCAACAGCUUAUAUCAAAGCAUGCUACCCACUUUUGGUCAGAAUACAGAAGUAAAGCAAAAUCACAGUUUCCUGAAAGACCUCAAUCAAGUAAAAAGGAUGUACUUUUGAAUGAUAUUGUUGAAGUGACUGCAACACCUAAGCAUAUUGUUGAAGUGACUGCAACACCUAAGCAUAUUGUUGAAGUGACUGCAAGCCCUAAGCAUAUUGUUGAAGUGACUGCAAGCCCUAAGCAUAUUGUUGAAGUGACUGCAAGCCCUAAGCACACAUCACAAGAUGAGUUUGUUAUAACUUUGUCUGAGACAACAGAUAUAUGUCAUGUAAUAGUGCAGAGUGAAAUUACAGAGUUAGACAAAGAAAAUGAUACAGAGUUUGCAUUCAUUGAUGUACAAAUUUGUUCUGAAACUGGUGAAAUAGAUGAUGUUGCUUCUUCUACAGCUGCUUCUAUAGCAAGUAUUUCCAAUAGUGACCAAGACAAAGUUGUGGCUUCUACUGAUCCUGCUUUGUGGCCAAAGCAAAAUAAAAAUUUGCUGCAGGAAUAUUGGUGUCGCCAUGGUCCAGAAAUGUGUAAAAAUCUUACCGGAGAGUACAGUGUUUCAGAAAGACGUUAUUCUGGUGGUGUGAAACGUUCUUUCACUUGCGAAAUGGUAGAGCGUAUAAUGCCAAAUGGAGAAACUGCAAAGAAGCUUCAUUAUCUAUUCACCUUCUGAGGGAAACAUUUUUUGUUUUUACUGUCGACUCUUUUCAAACAAAAGUACAGCACUUUCUAACUAUGGCUUUAGUGACUGGAAGCAUGCAACAGAGAGCCUCAUACACCAUGAAAAUAGUGCAGAACAUCAGUGGUGUGUAAAAGCCUAUAUUAAAAGGUGCCAUGUACAAGGUAGAAUUGAUUCUGAAGUACAAAAGGCACUUGAAAUCCAGGAGUGUUAUUGGAAAGAUGUCUUGAGACGUGUUGUGGCCACAGUGAAAUUUCUCUCCCAGUAUGGUUUACCCUUUCGUGGCACAGUAGAAAGAUUUGGCUCCCCAAAUAAUGGUGUAUACCUUGGGUCUCUUGAAUACUUGGCUCAGUUUGAUCCAUUCAUAGCUGCACACAUAGAAAAGCAUGGUAACAAAGGGUGAGGUAACCCUUCUUAUCUGUCUUUGAAUAUCUGUGAAGAGAUUAUUGUCAUGAUGGGUCACAAAGUUCAGGACCAAAUUGUUAAAGAAAUAAUAUCUGCAAAAUAUUAUUCUUUAUGUGUGGACUCCACUCCAGAUGUAAAUCAUGUAGAUCAGCUGACAUUUACAGUUCGCUUUGUCAACAAGUGCACUGGUGAACCAGCAGAGCGAUUUCUGCGAUUUGUACCAAUUCAUUCACACACUGGAGCAUCUUUGGCAAAUACCAUAUUAAAGACUCUUGAAGAACAUAAAAUACCAAUCAAAGAUUGCAGGGGUCAAUAACGGAGUAAAGGCUCAUAUUCAGAAAGUGAACCCACUAGCUGAAUAUGUGCCUUGCAGUGCACACUCCCUUAAUCUUGUUGGCCAGCGAGCUGUAAGUGUCUGUCCCACUGCAGCUGAAUUUUUUUCAGUUGUGCAGCUAUUGUAUGAUUUUUUCUCGGGUUCUACACACCGCUGGGAAUUGCUACUUGGUCACUUAAAGCCAAAUUAGAAAGGUAGAGUUUUGACACUAAAACAGCUUGGAGACACACGAUGGUCGUCUCAUGCAAAUGCUGUUAAAGCUUUAUUUCAGAACUACUGCAACAUACUGCAGUGUUUAAAAAAAUUGAAAGUAAUGAAGAAGAAUAUGUAGACACACGUAAGCUUGCAAAGCCAUUAGUUACAAAAAUGGAAAAAUUGGAAAACGUCAUCAUGUGCAUUCUUUGGAACAGAAUUCUGGAGCAAUUUAACUUAACAAGUAUUUACUUACAGUCUAGUACCAUAAACCUUGGUACAGCUACCAACAUGCUGAGGUCCCUGGAAACAUAUGUUGCAAGUCUCAGAGAUGAAUUUGAGAAGAUCUGUACUGAUGCUUCAUUUCUCAUGCCCAACAGUAAUUUUGAGACCAUCAGGCUUCGUAAACGGAAAGCCUUUUUUGAUGAGAAGGAAAAAGGAAAUGUUGUUCUUCAAGGCUCUAAAAAGUUCAAAGUGGAAUCAUUCAAUAUCAUAAUUGACACACUUGUCACCUGUCUUCAGGAAAGAAUAAAAGCAUACACAUCAUUGGAUAAUCGAUUUGGAUUCCUAGAUGAUCUUGCUUUUAGAAAGCUAGAUUUGUUGAGAACAAAUGCAUUCAAUCUUCAACAGGCAUAUCCAAGUGAUUUGGAGCUCACAUUUUCAGAUGAAGUUGUUGCAUUUCAGAGCUUACUGUAGUCCUUUCAUUCCACUACUAGUGUUAUUCAAAAUAGCCUUUACCUCAGCAAAUUUUUGCGAGAAAAAAACAUUAUAUCUGUCUACCCAAAUGUGGAAAUUGCAUAUACUUAACAUUACAUGUCUCUGUAGCUGGGGGAGAGUGCACUUUCUCUAAACUUAAAUUUAUAAAAUCAGAAUUACGCUCCCAAAUGCAAGAACAGCAUCUUAACGCUUUAACUCUUAUGGCAAUAGAAAAUGAUAUUGUACAGAGUUUGGAUUUCAGUGAUCUUGUACAUUCCUUUGCAAUACAAAAGUCCAGGAGAAAGUUUUAGACUUGCAGCACUGUUCUGUAAAUGUUCCUUUUAAGCUUUAUCACAACUAAUACAAAAUGCCCAGUGUGUACAAAAAA